Molecule: messenger RNA, 728 nt
Organism: Porites lobata
Lineage: Eukaryota; Metazoa; Cnidaria; Anthozoa; Scleractinia; Poritidae
Source: the annotation of a GenBank genome assembly
AUGUGCUCCUUCCUGGCUGAAAGAGAAGCCUUACAUCAAAUUAAGAUUUACGCAAGACGGCAUGAUUAUGAAAGUUUUGGAAUCGUGGAAAAUAAAACUUUCGGAAGGCGGGAAACACUUAGUUGGCUCUCUUGCCAACUUCAGUUUGCGAGUGGACCAGAAAGUUUGGUGCUACUGGAAGACUGUAGACGAGAGAGAGAAAAAUGUUACUUCGAGGGCAAAAUUAUCGAAAUUUGGGAUGAUUCCGGUGUUACAGCGGAGAUCGAAGCAGAUGAAGAUCAAACGAUUCCCGUAACAAACGACUUUGAAGCGUUGGAAGAAGUUGAAGGUAAGAAAAUGACACAGCUUUAUAUAGGCUAUCGAGAAGUAACAGUUUAAACAUGAUCAUGCAUGAUCAAAGAGUGUACAAAGUGUAGUUUUAAUGAAGAACAAGGGAUCCUUAAACUGAAACUGGGCCUAUGGAAAGCGUGCUCUGAAGCGGUUAUGUUUGAUGUUUAAGAACUCGUUCUUCAAAGUCCUCCGACAAAGUGAACCUGAGACGACUCAUUACUCCAACCAGGAUUUAAAAUUCAAAACUAAUUAUUAAAAACUAUCGUUCAGUUCUAGUGUCGGAAAUAUACUAAAAAAAGUUUUGCUUGCAUUUGGCAGCUGCAAAUGGGGAGGUUUCCCCUAAAAAAAAGAAACAGAAGCGGACGAAAGAAAUGAAAAAGACCGCCAAACCCCAAGUU